GCCGUGCCGCGCGCAGCCGGACCAGGCGAGGGGGGCGGCGGCUGCACAGCUGGACCGAAGGGGGCGGGGUCGGUCCUGGGCUGCUGGCUGAGCGGAGGGCCGCGAGUACCGGGGACUGGGGCAUGGGACGGCGCGCCUGAAAGAGCAGGGGUGAGGAAGGGCCUGGGACCCUGAAGGCAAAAGACGAGAGAAAGGGGCACGAGAGCACAGGAGGAAGAUGCAACUGACUCGCUGCUGCUUCGUGUUCCUAGUGCAGGGCAGCCUCUAUCUGGUCAUCUGUGGCCAGGAUGAUGGUCCCCCUGGCUCAGAGGACCCUGAGCGUGAUGAACCUGAGAGCCAGCCCCGGCCCCGGAUGCCUCGAAAGAGGGGCCACAUGUCACCUAAGUCCCGCCCCAUGGCCAACUCUACUCUCCUAGGGCUGCUGGCUCCACCCGGGGAGGCAUGGGGGGUCCUUGGGCAGCCCCCCAGUCGCCCGAACCACAGCCCCCCACCAUCGGCCAAGGUGAAGAAAAUCUUUGGCUGGGGUGACUUCUACUCCAACAUCAAGACGGUAGCCCUGAACCUGCUCGUCACAGGGAAGAUCGUGGACCAUGGCAACGGGACCUUCAGCGUCCACUUCCGACACAAUGCCACGGGCCAGGGCAACAUCUCCAUCAGCCUCGUGCCCCCCAGUAAAGCUGUGGAGUUCCACCAGGAGCAGCAGAUCUUCAUUGAAGCCAAGGCCUCCAAAAUCUUCAACUGCCGGAUGGAGUGGGAGAAGGUGGAACGGGGCCGCCGGAUCUCACUCUGCACCCACGACCCAGCCAAGACCUGCUCCCGAGACCACGCCCAGAGCUCAGCCACCUGGAGCUGCUCCCAGCCUUUCAAAGUCGUCUGCGUCUACAUCGCCUUCUACAGCACGGACUAUAGGCUGGUCCAGAAGGUGUGCCCGGAUUACAACUACCACAGCGAUACUCCCUACUAUCCCUCCGGGUGACUCUGGGCAGGCCACAGAGGCCAGGCCAGGGCCGGAAGGACAGGCCUGCCCAUACAGGAAGCCAUCUGUCUGGAUACUGGGCAGGGAAGGGAAGGGGCCUCAGGCGGGGAGUACAGGGGUGGAGAGGAGGACAGGCCAAGUGGGGCCAGGGCCAAGUCUCAGGUGGCAGGGAAGGGGUCGCCGGUGUUGGCCCCAAUCUGAGGCUGUGGGGCGACCAGGACACAGGAGCACCGGCCAAGGAGUGCGUUCUCUGGGCGGCCUCACAGGGCUUCCCCACUAAGUGACAGGAAGAUGCUGGGUCCAGGAGGCCCCUGGGGCUGGCAGACCAAUAAAGUCAUCAAGAGGAGUCUAAAACCUUGGCUCCCUCCCUGGCAUCCUGAGAAAGAACGGCGACAAGGAGAGGGUUAUUUCAUCAGUGUGGACACCAAGUGGGCUCUGAAGGACGGCCGAUCUGGGGCUUCCUGGGAGCCAGCACUGGGAACUCUCCAGCCCCACCCAGGGGGCAGCCCUGAGCCCUCCUCCUGGACUGUGGACUGAGCUUGACGUGAGGCUGAAGUGGUGACCCUUGGAGUCUUUGAUGUCUUGACAAAGAGACCAUCUGCUCCCAGCCAGGCCACCUCUUUUCAAAAGUCCCUCUCUUGCCAUUGCUCCCCACCCCCACCCUCAUGCUGAAGGGACCCUCCGUCCUCAAGCUGAGACGGGGGCGAUCGUGAUUCUCCCAGCACCAAGGGCACAGGUGGAAGCCCACCCAUGAGCCGAGUGCCCCUCCUCCCCCCCCGCCCCUUGCUGGCUCCUCCGGGAGCCACCUUGUCCAGCGAGCGAGCAAGCGAGCCUUCCAUAGCCGGCCUUGCCCAUCCGUCAGGGGCUUGCCCGAAUUGAGAUGCUGCCUCCCUCACGGCCCGUGGGGCCAGCCGCAGCUCGGGGUGGGGUGAGGCCACACUGUGGCGGGUGUGCUGGACCUGUCCCGUAGUGUCUGUGUGGGGGGGUGGGGGUGGGGAGGUUUUGUGAAAUCACCUGAUUGUCGACUUCUGUGUGCACACUCGUUCUCAGAGCAGGGAAUAAAGCUUUCCUGG
Hippopotamus amphibius kiboko is the source of this 2049-nucleotide messenger RNA. RefSeq names its product neurexophilin 3 (gene NXPH3). The coding region runs from base 218 to 976 and encodes 252 amino acids. The record is from RefSeq and is a predicted model, not a curated record. Lineage: Eukaryota; Metazoa; Chordata; Mammalia; Artiodactyla; Hippopotamidae. Gene Ontology annotation, molecular function: signaling receptor binding. The transcript has 2 exons.